AUGUCUUCACCAACUCCCCGACAGAAAGUGGUGAUCGUGGGUGCUGGUCCCGUGGGCGCAUUGGCGGCGCUGUAUGCUGCAUCUCGUGGCGACGAAGUGGAAGUAUACGAAUUGCGCGGAGAUCUCCGUGAUCCCACCACGGUGCCGCUCAAUUUUACAAAGUCGAUCAACUUGGCCCUGUCAGAGCGCGGCAUCACCGCAAUCCGACAAUCGGAGCGCUCAGAGCUCAUUCAAAAUGUGUUGCAAGGGACGAUUCCCAUGUACGGGCGAAUGAUCCACGGCCGGGACCGAGGACAGCUCUGGGAAGCCGCACAAGCCUAUGAUGUGCAUGGUCGGGCGAUCAAUGCUGUAGAUCGCAGUACUCUCAACAAUGCCCUGCUGGAUGAGUUAGAGCGCGAACCAAAUGUCAAGCUCUUCUUCAAUCACAAGCUGACUGGAGCGGAUUUCCGAACGAAGAAGGCUUGGUUCGAGCGACGCAUUCCCGGUGAAACACCCCAGCCGGAUAAUUUGGGAGUAGCCGGUCGUGUCCCCGAGAUCGAAGUAUCCUUUGAUUUCCUCUUGGGCGCCGACGGCGCCCACUCGGCCGCUCGUUUCCACAUGAUGAAAUUUGCCCGUGUGGACUACCAGCAAGAAUACAUCGAUACCCUCUGGUGUGAAUUCCGGAUUCCCCCUUCGGAAAAAGGGGACUUCCGCAUCUCACCGAAUCACCUGCACAUCUGGCCGGGCCGCGAGUUCAUGUUUAUUGCGCUCCCGUCGGCAGACAAGUCUUUCACCUGUACAUUAUUCGCCCCCUCGAUCCACUACAAUGCCUUGGAAAACGCACCGCAAGAGCUCCAGGCGUUCUUCGACAAAUACUUCCCCGGGGUCUGCCCCGAGCUCAUUACGCCGGAGGCUUUGAGUGAGCAGUUCAACUUGAACCCGCAUCUCCCUUUGAUCAGCAUCAAAUGCAAGCCCCACCACUUCAGCUCAAGCGUGGCCAUCUUGGGUGACUCCGCACACGCCGUCCUUCCCUUCUACGGACAGGGUCUCAAUGCCGGACUCGAGGAUGUCCGAGUUCUCUUCGAGCAUCUCGAUAAGCACGGUGUCUAUGACAAGGACAUUGCUGUCUACGAUCGGAACGAGAGACGUCUGGCAGCCUUCCAGGCAUACACAGAUCAUCGCUGCGAGGACACAUACGCCAUCAACGAUCUAUCCCGUGAGAAUUACUUGGAAAUGCGCUGGGGCGUCAAGUCUCCCCUGUACAGACUCCGCAAGUCUAUCGAGGAGAGCCUCGACCGCCACUUUCCUUCCCUCGGCUGGAAGACACAGUAUGCCCGCGUCAGCUUCAGCAAUCAGCGCUACUCCGAGGUUAUCCGCGCCGUAGCCCGUCAAGGGGAACUACUCGGAAUCGGCUUGGCAGUCACCGUUAUUGCAAGCGUCGGCGCUAUCUCUUUGCUCAUGUGGAGACAACCGCGCUCGUUGUCUCCGACUCGCUUCUUUCGCGCAUCGCUGCGGUACCUAUCCAGCUUAUGGUAG
Messenger RNA from Penicillium oxalicum, 1515 nucleotides. RefSeq names its product kynurenine 3-monooxygenase (gene bna4). The transcript has 3 exons. Gene Ontology annotation, cellular component: mitochondrial outer membrane. The record is from RefSeq and is a predicted model, not a curated record. Gene Ontology annotation, molecular function: FAD binding; kynurenine 3-monooxygenase activity; NAD(P)H oxidase H2O2-forming activity. NCBI's taxonomy places the organism in Eukaryota, Fungi, Ascomycota, Eurotiomycetes, Eurotiales, Aspergillaceae. Bases 1 to 1515 code for a protein of 504 amino acids. Gene Ontology annotation, biological process: L-tryptophan catabolic process; quinolinate biosynthetic process; NAD+ metabolic process.